CGUUGCAUGAAUGAAAUGGAGCAACAUAUGACUCUGAAUGUUGAAACUCAAGAGUCAUCUACAAAAAGGCUAGUUGGUAAGGUGGCAGUUAUAACUGGUGGUGCAAGAGGCAUUGGUGCUUCCACAGCAAGAUUGUUUGCAGAAAAUGGUGCACAUGUUGUGAUUGCUGAUGUGCUUGAUGAUCUGGGUGCCAUAGUAGCUGACUCUAUUGGGGGACGCUACAUACAUUGUGAUGUGUCAAAGGAAUCAGAUGUUGAAUCAGCUAUAGACCUUGCAGUUGCAUGGAAAGGCCAUCUAGAUAUAAUGCUCAACAAUGCUGGAAUUGCAGGCUCUGAAGGAAGAAGCAUCACAACCCUUGAUAUGGACCUUGUAAGGCAUUUACUUUCAAUCAACCUUCACGGAACCAUACAUGGAAUCAAACAUGCUUCAAGGGCAAUGAUCAAAGGUCAGAAAGGAGGUUCCAUCAUAUGUACUUCAAGUGCAGCAGCCAUCAUGGGUGGCUUAGCUUCACAUGCCUAUACCAUGUCAAAAGCAGCAAUGGAUGGGUUAGUUAGAAGUGCUGCUUGUGAGUUGGGAGUGCAUUUGAUUCGUGUUAACUCAAUCUCUCCACAUGGGGUUCCCUCUGAGAUGCUUCUCAGUGCUUGUAGAAGGUUUGGGAAAGUUGAUAUUACCCCUGAACAAUUGAGUGAAUAUAUUGGGAAGAGGGCAAGUUUACUUAAGGGGAGAGGUGCAACCACAGAAGAUGUGGCACAUGCUGCUCUGUUCUUGGCUAGUGAUGAAUCUGGAUUCAUAACAGCACACAAUCUUCCUGUUGAUGGGGGACACACAUCUGCUAAUAGUAACAUGAGUUUCAUUUACCAAGACCCAAAAUGA
Gastrolobium bilobum is the source of this 873-nucleotide messenger RNA. RefSeq names its product short-chain dehydrogenase reductase ATA1. Gene Ontology annotation, molecular function: oxidoreductase activity. The transcript is spliced from 2 exons. Lineage: Eukaryota; Viridiplantae; Streptophyta; Magnoliopsida; Fabales; Fabaceae. The coding region runs from base 7 to 873 and encodes 288 amino acids. The record is from RefSeq and is a predicted model, not a curated record.